AUGUACAGUACUACUGUAGUACAUACUCUUAUGAAACGGGUAUUGAUGGUACCUCCGAAACAUUUUACCGUCGAGUAUAAUAUAAAUCCAUGGAUGGGAGGAGUUGUCGAUAAGGCAAAGGCGUAUACCCAAUGGAAAGCGCUAAAAUCGGCUAUCGAGAAAGAAGGAGUAGAGGUGUUAACGAUGGAACAGGCACCUGACCUUCCCGAUCAGGUUUUCGUUUGUAAUUCUGGUCUCGUCUACAAUGAUAAGGUGUAUCUCAGCAAAUUCCGACACAAAGAAAGAACAGGAGAACAAAAGCACUAUUUGCAAUGGUUCAAAGCCCAUGGAUACCAAACACUCGGCGAAGACUACCCGGAAUACUUCGAAGGAGGCGGUGACGCGGUAUUCUCUGAUCAGAAGACGUUAUGGGCAGGAUUCGGUCACCGAUCAGCCGAAGAGGUCUUAAAGGAAUUGGGCCACUUUGAUGUUGUCAUCUGCAAGCUGAUUCAUCCUAACUUCUAUCACUUGGAUACAUGUUUCGCCCCUGUGGAUCAGACAACUGCCCUUUGGUAUCCACCAGCAUUUUCUGAGGAUACCAAGAAAGAAAUAUUACGACGUAUGCCGGAUUCUAUCGCAAUUUCGGAUGCUGAAGCAAAUGCAUUUGUAUGUAAUGCGAUUACUGUACGAGAUACCGUACUAUCGCCAAUUGGUAUGGAACAAGCAACACGAAAUGCUCUAGCUCAACGUAAAAAGGCUGUCAUCGAUAUGGAUAUGAGCGAAUUUAUGAAAAGCGGUGGUGCCUGUCAAUGUCUUGUGCUUCGAUUAUAG
Molecule: messenger RNA, 810 nt
Organism: Haemonchus placei
Lineage: Eukaryota; Metazoa; Nematoda; Chromadorea; Rhabditida; Trichostrongylidae
Source: the annotation of a GenBank genome assembly